CAAACUAUAUAAUAAUAUACUCAUACCCCCAAAUACAACUUAUACUCUCACGUCUUAAUAACAAGAAAGAAAAAGGGUUUGAUCUAAACUAUCAUCAUGAUGGGAAAUACAUUUGGUUCAAGCUUGGCGAGUUUAUUCUUCUUGUGGGCAACUAUUCAACAAAUCUUCCCUAACCACCUCAAGAUCGCUAUUAAAGAGUUUCUUCUCUCCACAAUCCAACAACUCUCAUUUUUCCAAAGAUUUUCCGACAGAUUCAUCAACUUCUUCUCUCCUUAUGUCGAAAUCAACUUCUCUCAAUACGAAGAUUAUCAAUUUAACCACGCUUUUGCAGCUAUCGAGACUUACCUUGGGGCGAAAGCAACCGAUAAAGCCAAGCAUCUAAGAGCAAGCCAGGUUAAAGAGAGUAAAGGUUUGGUCUUGAAACGAGACGAGACUAAAGUCCGAGAUGAGUAUGAAGGAGUUACUGUCUGGUGGGAGAUGGAAACCGACUCCACAGGAUAUAGAACGUUAAAGCUCACUUUCCAUAGACGCUCAAGAGAUAUUGUAACCGAUUCUUACAUAAAAUAUGUUGUUGAAGAAGGCAAAUCGAUUGGAGCCAAGAACAAGCAGAUGAAGUUGUUCACAAAUAAUCCGAGUUCUCACUGGGACUCUAGCAAGAAGAGUUUUUGGAGAUAUAUUGAUUUUGAACAUCCCGCGAAUUUUCAGACGCUAGCUAUGGAUCCAAAGAAGAAAGAGGAGAUCUUGAAUGAUCUUGCUGCCUUUAGCAAUGGUAAAGAGUAUUACAAGAAAAUUGGGAAAGCUUGGAAGAGGGGUUACUUGCUACAUGGACCACCAGGGACCGGUAAAUCGACAAUGAUCGCUGCAAUGGCAAAUCAUUUAAACUACAGUAUCUAUGAUCUUGAACUCACAGCUAUAGGGAACAACUCGGAGUUGAGGAAGCUACUCACUGCUACUUCUAGCAAGUCGAUCAUAGUGAUUGAAGAUAUAGAUUGUUCUUUGGAUCUUACGGGUAAGAGAAAGAAAGAGAGAUACUUGAUGACCUCGAGAGAAGAUGGAGAACAAGGUAGCGAAGAAGACAAGAGUUUCGUAACACUCUCGGGGCUUUUGAACUUUAUUGAUGGGAUUUGGUCUGCUUGUGGACAAGAGAGGAUUAUUGUCUUCACGACGAAUCACUUUGCGAAACUUGACCCGGCUUUGAUCAGGAGAGGGAGAAUGGACAUGCAUAUUGAGUUGUCUUACUGUAGUUUCGAGGCGUUCAAGAUUCUCGCCAAGAACUAUCUGGAUCUUGAUUCUCAUCCUCUGUUCAAGAAGAUUGAGUCUUUGAUGAAGGAAACAAAGAUCGCACCAGCUGAUGUAGCUGAGAACUUGAUGAAGAAGAAUCUUGAAAUAGAUGCUGAUGGAUCUCUUAAAGAUCUAAUUCAAGCUCUGGAGAUGAAGAAGAAGAGUCAGGGAGCUCAACUAGAUGAACCAAAGGACAAAUUUAUCAAUAAGUUUUAUAAAGCAUUUCGCAUGUCAUCUAAAGCAUGAUUCAUGGUUAAAUUUUAUAUUUUAAGUUUUUGACUAUCCAUAA
Arabidopsis lyrata subsp. lyrata is the source of this 1570-nucleotide messenger RNA. Its product is annotated as AAA-ATPase At3g28600. The record is from RefSeq and is a predicted model, not a curated record. Bases 97 to 1527 code for a protein of 476 amino acids. Gene Ontology annotation, molecular function: ATP binding; ATP hydrolysis activity. Lineage: Eukaryota; Viridiplantae; Streptophyta; Magnoliopsida; Brassicales; Brassicaceae. The transcript has a single exon.